Messenger RNA from Alternaria infectoria, 666 nucleotides. RefSeq lists its product as uncharacterized. The transcript has a single exon. Gene Ontology annotation, molecular function: ferric-chelate reductase activity. Gene Ontology annotation, biological process: intracellular iron ion homeostasis; copper ion import; iron ion transport. Bases 1 to 666 code for a protein of 221 amino acids. Gene Ontology annotation, cellular component: plasma membrane. Lineage: Eukaryota; Fungi; Ascomycota; Dothideomycetes; Pleosporales; Pleosporaceae. The record is from RefSeq and is a predicted model, not a curated record.
AUGAGGAGAGUUGCGGCAAGCCAAAGCGUUGUGGCUAUUGCCGGCGGAUCUGGUUCUGGCUGGCUUUUACCGCUAAUUGAAGCGUUCCUGCGGCAGGAUGAGCAUCAGGCUGCAGUGAGCGCAACAGACCCGCACCGCGAUGGCGACGAAGAUGUCAACAGGAAAGCUGCUAUGAAAGUGAUACUAGCGACAAGAGAUUCGCUGACGAGAAAUUGGUUCGAGCAGGCCGUCAUGGAGCUAGUAGCGAACAAGCUGAGCGGAUGUCGCUGUGACGAAUUGAGCGUGGACAUCUACUACACCGGUGAGGAGGGGCAUAAUAGUGCCAUCGGAGGCCCGAGUGAACUAGAAGAGAAGUCCCAAGUUUCGAAUGAGAGUGUUGGCUCAGGGACGAAAGCGUUGUCGACAGAUGUACGUGGCUCAGAGGAAGCCGCAUCAAACACCAUCCAGACUGCGCUCACCCCGAAGCAUGUAUCGCAACGACCGGACCUUCCAGCCAUCAUCGCCGACGCAACAGAGUACGGAAGUGAAAGUACGUCUGUACUGGUAUGCGGCCCCUUGAGUAUGCAGAGCGAUGUGUCGAACGCUGUUGCUCGUGCGCAGAUCGGUGGCAUGAAGGAUGGGAAACGGGAUGUGUAUCUGCACAUGGAACACUUUUCGUGGGCUUAA